This is a messenger RNA of Linum trigynum, 567 nucleotides long. The record is from the annotation of a GenBank genome assembly. NCBI's taxonomy places the organism in Eukaryota, Viridiplantae, Streptophyta, Magnoliopsida, Malpighiales, Linaceae.
AUGGUCUUCUUCAGCAGUAAGCAGCUCCACUACUCCGAUUCUCCCUCGCUCUCCCCACAGUCCGACGGUGACAUCAGCAUCGGAGUAGCGACGCCGCCGACGGAGGAUCAUCACGAUCACGGCCACCAGCUGGCGGCGGAGGUGCCCAAGAAGCGGACGGGGAGGACUGAGGAGGGUUUUCAGGGAGACGCGCCACCCGGUCUACCGUGGCGUGAGGAGCCGCAAAGGGAACAAGUGGUCGGCCUGCCUCAACUUCGCCGACUCCGCCUGGCGCCUCCCCAUCCCGAUCUCACCCGGCGCCACCGACGUCAGGAGGGCGGCGGCGGAGGGCGCCGAGAUGUUCCCCCGGCCACGGCGGCCGAUGAAGAGGAACAUAGCAUUCGCAGUACUACUACUACUGCGGCUGAUGACGUGUACAGUUACUGUGUGGAGGAAGAGGAGCUGGAAGUGGUGGAUCUGCCGAGGUUGCUGUCGGAAAUGGCGGAAGGGUUGUUGCUGUCGCCGCCGCCGAGCUACGUGGAGAGCUGCAACGCCGAAGAGCGUGAUUGGUGGCUGUGGAAUCAUUAA